ACCUGUCUUCUGUUCCUCCUCUCCUCCUCCUCUCCUCUACCUGUCUUCUGUUCCUCCUCUCUCCUCCUCUCUACCUGUCUUCUGUUCCUCCUCUCCUCCUCCUCUCUUCUACCCGUCUUCUGUUCCUCCUCUCCUCCUCCUUUCCUCUGCCCAUCCUGGAGAUCACCAAGACGUUUGAGGUUAGGUUAGGCUGUCCUUGCCUAAGAAAGACAGAUGUACAAACACACUAGACUGCAGCAGAACCUGUCAUCAUGGUCAACCACUGUGCCUUACACUAUGUCAUUACUUUAAUCUCUCAGAUCAAUGUGAUUUAAAUGUGUACUUUUAAAGUUCCCUAUUAAUAUCUUAGAAAUGGACAUUUUAGAUGGGUGAGUUUGGUUAGGAGAUAUGUAAAGAUAUACAUUUGAAUAUAACUAUGGAUAAUGUUCAACUCUCUUAUGGGUGUGUAUAAACAGAUAGUGGGGGUUUUUAUAGUGCCAUUUUGUGGUGUUUCAAGAAUAUGACAGAUCUCUCUUUCUACAUAUCCUGUAUGACCGAAGAUAUUGUAAGGUAUUAGACAACCAAUUUAGACUGAGGAGACAUGCAAAGAAUAUCAUUGAUUGAUAUAUACUUGUCAUUCCUCCCAUGUCGUGCUUUUAUUCAUGUUAUCAAGGGUGUUUUCCAAUAUAGAAGAAGAUUGGUUGUAAAUGUUCAUGUUUGAGGUACUACAAACUAUUUUUUAUAAAUCCGUACAUUGGUCUCCUCUUGUUUUAAAUAUGUAAAUGAUUUGAAAAUGACAUCUAAAGAGUUCAUGCGUGAGAUAUAGAGAUCGAAUGAUAUGUCAGUGUGUGUGUGUGUGUGUGUGUGUGUGUGUGUGUGUGUGUGUGUGUGUGUGUGUGUGUGUGUGUGUGUGUGUGUGUGUGUGUGUGUGUGUGUGUGUGUGUGUGUGUGUUUUAGCGCCAGCGAACCAGGGGUGUUUAAAACUGCACCCAGGUGUUUAAAGAGAGCAGGACCGGGGCUGAGGUGAAUCACUCAUAAAUCCAUAGAGUCAUCCUGGGUUACACCUAUAUGAGAGAGAGAGAGACGGGGAGAGAGAGAGAGUGAGGGGGACGGGUAGAGAGAGUGAGAGAGAGGAGAAACAGAGCAAGAGAGAGGUAAAGGGGACAAAGAGGAAGAAGGAAAGGGGUCAGAGGACAGAGAGAAGGAAAGAGAAUAGAGGACUGCAGUUGAAGGAAAGAAGAAGACGGACACAACAAAACGCCUAUGAAGAGCUCUGGAAUUAAACACUAGAAGGGGCCCCAGUUACUCUAUUGGAACAGCCCAACAUUGACCUUUUGAGAGGUACCAACAAUGACCAUCCACCGUGCCAGCUGAGAACACAAGACAACCUAACCUCUGGAUACAGUCUGAGAGCUUCUGAACCACCACAAACUGACCAAUGACAACACACUGUCAACUCAGGACAUCAAGCUACUCCCAAGUCACCGCUGCGGUUCAAGUCCACUAGAAACUGAAGCGUCUGACUGUUUUUCUGUAUCGCCUGGGCUUCGUCCGGUACCCGCGGGAAGGAAAGGAUCAUGGGAGCUUGGAGGAGCUGGAGCGGGGACGUGGAAACAUCGGGAGAUAAGAGACACUCGAUGAGGUGGACUUGUCAGCCAUGUCCUGGUUCACCUUAAAGCUGCAGGUUAACAGUCGUAGUGGAACUGAAGCCACUGUUGAAGCAUCACUACACACGGCCUGUUUUCCUAUUGGAUUUAGAUUCAAUUUAGAUAAAGAGUCAGAAGGCCAAAGACGAUUUAUGUGUUUUCAAGUCAAAUUGUAUUUGUCACAUACACAGUUUCCAGCAGGUUUAAAAGGUGCAGUGACCUGCUGACGUGCUAUCUCCCUCAACAAUGCAGAACAAUGUGCUAUCUCCCUCAACAAUGCAGAACAACGUGCUAUCUCCCUCAACAAUGCAGAACAGUUGUUGUUUUUGUCUGGUUCUGUCUGUUUUUCACUGGAUCUUAUGCAGUGCACAAAGUCACUUCACAUUCUUUAUGAUUCUCUAUUCACUCCAACAUGGAGCUCUUUAAAAUCCGUUUGGAAUCCAUAAGCAACUCUUUAAAAUCUGUUUGGAAUCCAUAAGCAACUCUUUAAAAUCCGUUUGGAAUCCAUAAGCAACUCUUUAAAAUCCAUUUGGAAUCCAUAAGCAACUCUUUAAAAUCUGUUUGGAAUCCAUAAGCAACUCUUUAAAAUCCGUUUGGAAUCCAUAAGCAACUCUUUAAAAUCCGUUUGGAAUCCAUAAGCAACUCUUUAAAAUCCAUUUGGAAUCCAUAAGCAACUCUUUAAAAUCCGUUUGGAAUCCAUAAGCAACUCUUUAAAAUCUUUCUGAAUACUAAUAGUAAUAACAGUUUAUCCCAGUAAAGUGAUCACUUCAUUGUAGGGACGUGCUGGCCUUAUUUAUGAACUCAAACCUUUCCCCAACGAUGAACCAGAGCCAGACACCCAUCGUGACCUCCAUCUCACCCCAGUCAGGGCAUGGUUCUGGGGGCUCGGGCGGUGUCUCUGGAGGGGGUAGCUCCGGGGGUGGGGGUUUGUGGGUGACCUCUCUCCUCGGCGCUACCCUCCUAAUCAUGCUCGCCAUGGGGGUGGCGGGUAACAUCUACACCCUCUUCAUCAUGCGUUCCGCGGCUCUCCGCCGAUCCGGCUCUAUGUACGUCUAUAUACUCAACCUUGCCCUCGCCGACCUCCUCUACCUCUCUACGAUCCCAUUCGUCAUCUGCACCUACUUUGCUCACGAUUGGUUGUUCGGCGAGGCCGGUUGCCGGGUCCUCCUGAGUCUCGAUCUCCUCACCAUGCACGCCAGCGUCUUCGUCCUGGUCGCCAUGUCGUUGGAGCGCUACCGGGCCGUGGCGAAGCCGUUUGGCGCCCGGCGAUCCAGCACGCGAGGACGGAAGGUAGUGGCGGCCGUCAUCUGGUGCGCGGCGUUUGUCCUGACACUACCCAUGAUGAUUAUGAUACGGCUGAGGGAAGGGAAGUGGAACGCGGCCGGGAACGCCAAGCGGAUCUGUUACCCGACGUGGACCCAAGAGGCCUUCAAGGCCUACCUCACCGCCCUGUUCCUGACCAGCGUCCUCGUACCCGGUUUAGUCAUUGUUGGUCUCUACGCUGGCCUAGCACGUCGCUAUUGGACUGCUCAGGCUAGCUUGGGACGAAGCAGCCGUUCAGCGAGAAGACGAGGCUUAAAACAAAAGGUUGUAACAAUGAUUUUUUGUAUCAUUGUAGCGUACUGGGUGUGUUUCCUGCCUUUCUGGGGGUGGCAGUUGGCACAGUUAUUUUCCCCACAGUCCCUCAGGGCUCUGUCUCCUGCCACUCACAGUUACAUGAAUUUCUUUGUAACGUGUCUGACCUAUGGGAAUAGCUGCAUUAACCCUUUGUUGUACACCCUCCUGACCCGGAACUAUAAGGACUAUCUGGCUCAGAAGGGUCAGAGCACAGGGUCAAGUAGGGGAGACCCGGCAGCCGGAGCACCCCUACAGGAUCUGUAAUCAGAGUAGAGGUGACCUGGGGUCAGCAGCCGGAGCACCCCUACAGGAUCUAUAAUCAGAGUAGAGGUGACCUGGGGUCAGCAGCCGGAGCACCCCUACAGGAUCUAUAAUCAGAGUACAGGUGACCUGGGGUCAGCUGCCGAAGAACCCCUACAGGAAAUAUAGGAGAAGAGGGGGGAAGUAUUUUGACGUGACACAAGUAGGAACUAUUAUACUUGACUUAAAUCCUUUUUAUCCUGGGGAGGAUAGGUCAUCCAUGCAGGAACUAUAAAAGAGGGGGAGUUAUUCUGACAAGAGCACUAUUCCCAAAGCAUUUCUGAUACAGCAUUUUUAUCUUUUCACUCUGAGGAGUACCUUGGAUUUGGUGAAAACAUGAGGACAUUUCUUUAUAGCUGUUGGGGCAAGAGCAGCCUCCAAAACAAACAAAUCGUUUUGUGAGUAGUUAGUGCAGCAUAAACUUGCCCCGACAACAUGGCUUACUCUAAACUCAGUAGUUUUUGUAUUUUUACAUCAUCUGAAUAUUAUUGGUAUAUAGUUAUACAGGUGUUGGAUCUUCAUUUGUGCCAGUUUGCUACAGCAGGAAAAUAACCCUGCAGCAACAGGAAAAGUGAAUUAUUAUGUGGAUUAUAAUUAAUGGACGUUUUCUGUAGGGAUUGAUAGAUUUUUCAUAAGGGAAAAUCAAGUCUGAAAUGUCAAAGUGGAAAUUACAAAUUUAAGAAACAUUUUUAUGACUCAAAGGCUUGUUAAACCUCAAACCUCUAAUUGUUUAAUUUCACACAUUACAGGAAAGUUGUCCCGCAACAGAGUGAUCAGAUUAAGAUCCUACAUCUGCAGCAAUAGCUGUUUGACAUAUAUUUUGCCAGGGGAUUCCAGUUUGCAUUCAUCAUGUAGGCUGCUGUAUUUCUUGUCACAUAUUGACAUGACAUUUAACCAGUCACUGUGUAUUUUGUUUCUUACUUCGAUGUUGUUGUCAUAUUGCCAAAAAUGUGUCAAGCUAAUGUUCUUGGUUGGUUUUUCUCAUCUUGUAUUAUUUUAUUACAUGAUUGUUCUAAUAAAGUUUUGACAGAUUGAUUUAGAGGUAAAAUGACUACGAUAUUGCCCUCUGCUGGCAAAGGUUUUAGAGUAAGUUAACUUUCACAUACAGUGUAAUGUGUGGCAAUCAUGCCAUCACAUUUAUCAGCGGUUGUAAGAAUGCACUGUGUGUCCUGUUG
Oncorhynchus mykiss (rainbow trout) is the source of this 4717-nucleotide messenger RNA. It is a transcript of the gene uts2r4, whose product is annotated as urotensin-2 receptor 4. Gene Ontology annotation, biological process: regulation of blood pressure; neuropeptide signaling pathway; blood vessel diameter maintenance. Lineage: Eukaryota; Metazoa; Chordata; Actinopteri; Salmoniformes; Salmonidae. Gene Ontology annotation, cellular component: plasma membrane. Gene Ontology annotation, molecular function: urotensin II receptor activity. The record is from RefSeq and is a predicted model, not a curated record.